Chelmon rostratus (copperband butterflyfish) is the source of this 2384-nucleotide messenger RNA. RefSeq names its product methyltransferase like 9 (gene mettl9). Bases 182 to 1174 code for a protein of 330 amino acids. The record is from RefSeq and is a predicted model, not a curated record. Gene Ontology annotation, molecular function: protein-L-histidine N-pros-methyltransferase activity. Lineage: Eukaryota; Metazoa; Chordata; Actinopteri; Chaetodontiformes; Chaetodontidae. The transcript is spliced from 5 exons.
UUUGUUGUCUUGGAACAGGAGACAUGCACUGUCGUGUUGGUUUACAAUUGGCUGCCAUUAACUUCUUUACCAUCAUCUAAUAGUAGCUACAUCACAGUGCUAUCCACUGGCCAGUCUGUUCGCUUCUUCCAGACUGCAUCCGCUGGCCUGUCAGCUUUCCUACUCAGGGUUGUUGUCCAUUAUGUGUCAUCUACAGCUGAGGACAUUGAUUUUUGUAGCGUGGGUGCUGGGUUACAUCGCCUUUCUGCUCUCUAUCAGGAGGAUGUGGACGGGGAAGUACGUCCGUAGUCCGCUCGUCCGUUCACUGUUUAUGAACAUGGUGAGCGAGACAGAAGCGGCCGCGAUCGAGACACAAGAGUGGUACCGGUGCUGUCCUGACCUGCUCGGAGAAUCGGUGCAACCCUUGUUCAUCCAGAGCCACCUGGACUCAGGCACCAAGGCUUUUCUGAAGCGGAGCGUGGAGAAAUCUGGCUGGCUGUUCACCCAGCUCUACCACUCUUUUGUAUCAACCGUCCUCGGCCCCCUGGUCUCCCGCACAUCCAUCAACGGGUUUCUGGGUCGCGGCUCUAUGUUCGUGUUUUCUCCGGAGCAGUUCCAGCAGCUGCUCCGGAUCGGCCCAGAGUGGAGGGCUGAGAGACUCCUGGACCUGGGAGCUGGGGAUGGAGGUGUCACAGAGGUGAUGGGAGCCUAUUUCAGAGAGGUUUAUGCAACUGAGGUCUCACUACCCAUGAAGUGGCAUCUUCAGAGGAGGAAUUAUAAAGUUCUGGGUAUAGAUGAGUGGCAGCAGACUGGUUUCCAGUAUGAUGUGGUCAGCUGCCUGAACCUGCUGGACCGCUGUGACGAUCCUCUUCAUCUCCUGCAGGACAUCAGGCGAUCACUCAUUCCCAAAACGGGCAGACUCAUCCUGGCUGCAGUGCUUCCCUUCCAGGCUUACGUGGAAGUCGGAGGAAGAUGGCAGCGUCCCAAAGAACACCUAAAAGUAAAAGGAAAAACAUGGGAGGAGCAAGUAACCGAACUGACCAAUGAGGUCUUCCGAAGGGCGGGGUUUGAGUUGGAGGCUGUCACCCGGUUGCCAUAUCUCUGUGAGGGAGACAUGUAUAAUGAUUACUACGUUCUCGAUGAUGCAGUAUUUGUUCUCAAGGCUUCAGAGGAUAGUUCAGGACCUGCUCAUUGAAAACCAAAUGCACUGUGGUGCCGUCAGAGGCCCUGAUUUUGCUAACCUAACUUUAUCUCGUUGUUUCCUCCUGGAUGGAAUUUUCGUGCAAUUCUCAUAAGCUUCAUUCAUAAAACACAGUGUUUCUGACUUGUUCAGAAAUGGUGAGUCAGGUAUGAAGCUCAGGUACUGUAGUUCCAACAUUUACCAGCCAUCUUGUGUGACAGUGAUACCUCGACUUUAUAAGCAAAAAAUACCUGAAUGGCAGUUUGCCUGUAUUGAAAUGCCAUUGAAGAUCAAAUCUUCUAAGACAUAUCACCAUGUUGUAAGUGUUUGUUCUUUGAAGUCUGUUAUUUGUGGCAGAUGUUUCAUCAUUGUGUAAUAUCAGUGGGAAUAAUCAUGGUUGAAUCGUUACUUUAAUCUUUUUUGUGUAUAAUUCAAAGGACCAGUGUGUGUUCACACUUGACUGAAUCACUUCUGGGCUUCUAGGAUUUUAAAGCUAUAAUUUUUGUUUAACAUGUAAUUAAUUUGAGUAAAAUAAUAUGAGGCCUUCGUAAAGCAAACCUAUAACUUGUGUGAAACAGCGGCUAAUGUGGCCCCAAGUGCCACUAGGGGAAAAUGUUAGCAAGCUGAAAACACAGCAUUGACAUAUUAUCAUGCAAUAAAUUUGUUAUGGCAAACUUGUUAGCAAGCAAUUGCAUCUUUACACUUAAAGUACUAGGAGCAAUAUUAGCAUUCAUUUGGAGUCAUGGUUCUGGCCACCCGGUCUCGACCUUCAUAGAGAUGAGGGGGACUGGAAAAUUGGGUGGUAAUUCCCCCGUGAGUGUGACCCAGUUUUAAUAUGAAGAGUACUUGUUAGUGCAGCUUUAGUGCGAAAGCACAGUGUAACCAUAGCACAAAUUAAAAAAAAGCCAAAAUUUGCUAAAGUGGUUCUGUCAGUUAUGCAGCAAUAUCUAGCUAAAGUUUGAUGACAUUAGCCACCAUAAGAUGAUGGCAUACCAGACCAAGAACAGCUGUUGCAGAAAACCCCUGAGUGUAUUAGAUUAAACAAGUGUGUUUUAUUCCUUUUGAAUUAAACUUUUUAUUUGUUAAAAGAAUAUUGCGUUAUUUCUCCUUUCAAAUGUUACAUGGUUUUCGCUUUACAUCACGGUUGACAAUUGAAAAUGUGCCACAGUUAAUGCAAUAUUUGUAUUGAAAAAGUAUCAUUUGGGUUCCAGAAUAAAAGAAAUAU